GACCUCAGCGGUUACUCCUCCCCCCGAAUCUCACUCACUCCCUCCGUGCAGCGUCCUCCCCUCGUCCCGUCCUGCUUCUCCGCCAUCACCAUGGACGACGGAGGCAACCCCGCCCCUCCGCCCUCCACCUCCACCGCCGCGGCCGCCGCCGUCGCCGCGCAGCACCAGCAGCUCCAGCGCCAGCUCUUCCUGAUGCAGCAGCAGGCGCAGGCGCAGGUGCAGCCCCACCCGCAGCAGCUGUCGCAGCAGGCCAUGUCCCGCUUCCCCUCCAACAUCGACGCCCACCUCCGCCCCCUCGGCCCGCUCCGCUUCCACCAGCCCCAGCAACAGCAGCAGCCGCAGCCGCAGCCCCAGCCGCCCCACUCGCAGGGGCCGUCUCAGUCGCCGUCGCAUGGGGCGGCGCAGCAGGCGUCACCGCACCAGCACCACCACCACCAGCAGCAGCAGGCCGCGGCGGCGCAGGCUCAGGCGCAGGCGCAGGCGCAGGCGGCCAGGGUCCGGAGCCCCGAGAUGGAGAUGGCUCUGCAGGACGCCAUGCGGGUCUGCAACCCGGACAUCAAGACCCCCUUCCAGUCCAUCGAGGACGCCGUCAACAGGUUAUUGCCUUACCAUGUUGUUGCUGACUAUGAGGCUGAAGAAGAUGACAGAAUCCUUGACAGCGAUGCAACUGGCCAGAUUCCUUCUCGCCUGCAGCAAUGGGACCAUAACAUUCUGGUUAAGAUUGCUGAGUUCACAACUACUUUUGAGAAGCAAGUUUUGGCAUACAACAUAAUGACCAAGAAGAGGGCCAUUGGUGAGUUCAGAUCGGAGGAACGGCUGAUGCUGGAGCAAGCCUUGUUACAGGAGGAAAAACAGGCUAUGCUGGGACUGAGAGCGGAGAUGGAGUCGAGGGAGAAAGCUGGUCGCGAGGCUGCCGAAGCUAAGAUGCGUAUGGCAAUGGAGCAUGCACGGGCUGAGGCCCAAGCGCACUCUGAGAUGAUGAAUCAUGGUCCUAUUCGAGCCAGUGCUGUGGCUUCACAAGGGGACGGUGGCCCUACUCAUGGCAUGGAACAAGAACAGGGUGAUGAUGGGUGGGAAAGUGCUCAGCGGGAUGAUGAAGAUCCAUCUGAGGAUUUCCUCAAUGAUGAGAAUGAACCCGAGAAUGGGAACUCAGAUGGGCAAGGGAACUGGCGCAGGUCUGGGGAGCUUGAUCUGAACUCUAGGUAAGACUGGUGAACUGGCACAGGUUGAGUGAACUAAAUUAAAAUUCUAGGUAGGACUAGGAUGCUGGUAUUUUAUCUAUAGUUCUCUUGUUGUUUGUGUUGAAGAUAAUGUGGCCUGCCUUUCUAGCUGUAAACAUGUCAUUUCGAACAAAUUAACUUCUCUAGUAUUUGACAGUAUCUCCGUUCCUCAAUCA
This is a messenger RNA of Panicum hallii, 1396 nucleotides long. RefSeq names its product probable serine/threonine-protein kinase DDB_G0280133. The record is from RefSeq and is a predicted model, not a curated record. Gene Ontology annotation, biological process: positive regulation of DNA-templated transcription. The coding region runs from base 91 to 1206 and encodes 371 amino acids. Gene Ontology annotation, cellular component: SWI/SNF complex. The transcript is spliced from 2 exons. NCBI's taxonomy places the organism in Eukaryota, Viridiplantae, Streptophyta, Magnoliopsida, Poales, Poaceae.